AGGGAACGCAAACGCAGAUACACAAAUUAGUUGCCCUCCAAGCGCAGCAUAUGGCGUCGUUUCUCUCAAAACCCCUUUCCCUUCCGUUUCUUCACACGCUCCUCCCACCCCACCACAAACCCAGCACUCCUACCACUGCCACCAAAAACACCCAACAAUUAACACAAAAUUGAAACUAUAUACCCAGCACAUUCUGCGUUCCACUAUUCUCUCUGACCUCACCGCAUACCCAGCACUACUCAUGGCAACGGCUACUUUCUACUUCCUCUUCAUCGUAGCAUUUGCUGUUCCCUUUUGCUUCGCCGCCGCUUUAACACCCGCUCAACGGCAAGCAUCAUUACCGGAGAUCCAAGCGUUAACGGCGUUUAAGAGCAACCUCUACGACCCGCUUGGCGCGCUGGACGGCUGGGAUGCGUCCACGCCGUCAGCCCCGUGCGACUGGCGUGGCGUUGGCUGUGAAGAUAACCGAGUUCAGGAGCUCCGCCUGCCUCGUCUCCACCUCGGCGGCCGAAUUACUGACCACCUCGCCGACCUACGCGACCUCCGCAAGCUCAGCCUCCACAGCAACAACCUCAACGGCUCUAUACCUUCCUCUCUCUCCCAAUGCGCUUUGUUACGCGUCCUUUACUUGCACGGAAACUCCCUCUCCGGGACUCUCCCGCCGGCGAUUUUCAACCUCACCAACCUCCAAAUCCUCAACGUCGCUCACAACUUCCUCUCCGGAAAAAUCUCCGGCGACAUUCCGGUGAGCCUUCGGUUCCUCGACCUUUCAUCGAACACAUUCUCCGGGGAGAUUCCGGCGAAUUUCUCCGCCGACUCAAGCCUCCAGCUUGUCAACCUCUCGUUCAAUCGGUUCUCCGGCGUGGUUCCGGCGACCAUCGGAGGUCUCAAGAAUCUUGAAUAUCUGUGGUUUGACUCGAACCAGCUGUAUGGCACUCUGCCCUCGGCGAUUUCCAACUGCUCGUCGCUCGUGCAUUUGAGCGCCGACGACAACUCGCUGAGAGGUUUGGUUCCGACGACGAUCGGAGCGAUGCCGAAGCUUCAGGUGGUGUCGCUGUCAUGGAACGAGCUGUCAGGGUCUGUCCCCACGUCGUUGUUGUGCAGUACUGCUAACAACGACUCGUCGUUGAGGAUCGUGGAGCUCGGAUUCAAUGCGCUCACGAGCAUUGCUGAGCCGCCAGAUAUCUCAAAAUGUUCGAGUAUAUUGGGGGUUCUGGACUUAAAAUCCAAUCGGAUAAGUGGUCCGUUCCCUUCUUGGUUGACAAACGUGACAACAAUUAUGAGAGUUCUAGAUCUUUCUGGAAACAUGUUGUCGGGUCAACUGCCGGCGGAGAUUGGCAAUCUUCUCCGGUUGGAGGAGUUUCGGGCGGCAAAUAAUUCGCUGAGUGGUGAACUUCCCAAUGAGAUUGUGAAAUGUAGUUUGUUACAGGUCCUUGAUGUUGAAGGAAACAGAUUUUUGGGUCAAGUUCCUUUGUUUUUGGGAGGAAUGAGGAGCUUGAAGGUGUUGUCUUUGGGUAGGAAUUUAUUCUCCGGCGACAUUCCAGCGAGUUUAGGAGCGCUUUCGCAGCUCGAAUCCUUGAAUUUGAGCAACAAUAAUCUGACCGGGAAAGUUCCAGAUGAGCUCAUGAUGCAGCUAAGCAACUUGACAAGUUUGAAUCUGAGUAACAACAGAUUUUCUGGUGAGAUUAUUAAUGUUGGAGAUUUGAAGAGCUUGCAGGUUUUGAAUUUGAGCAAUUGCGGGUUUUCGGGGAGUGUUCCUGCCAGCGUUGGUGGUUUGAUGAAGCUUGAAACACUGGAUUUGAGCAAGCAGAAGCUUUCCGGGGAGUUGCCGGUUCAGAUUUUCGGGUUGCCAAAUUUACAAGUGGUUGCUCUGCAGGAAAAUCACUUAUCUGGAGAUGUCCCUCAAGGUUUUAGUAGCUUGAUUAGUUUGAUCUAUCUAAACAUGUCUUCCAAUGCCUUUACUGGUGUUAUUCCCACCACUUAUGGAUUUCUCAACUCAUUACUUGUUCUAUCAUUGUCUGGAAAUCGCAUUUCGGGCACAAUCCCACAAGAGCUUGGAGAUGGUUUGAAUCUUCGAGUGCUCGAGCUUCGUUCUAAUCAAUUAGGAGGCGAAAUUCCAGCCGAUAUCUCUCGCCUAUCCAAUUUGAAAGAGCUCAAUGUAGGUCACAAUAAGUUGACAGGUGAAAUCCCAGAGGAGAUUUCCAACUGCUCCUCUCUGACUUCUCUGUUGUUAGAUGGGAAUCAACUUUCGGGUCAAAUACCAAACUCAUUGCCUAAGUUAUUGAACCUCACAGUGUUAGAUCUUUCCUCUAACAGGCUGAGCGGCGCCAUCCCAGAUAAUCUUUGGCUCCUCGUCCCUCACUUGAAAUACCUGAAUUUGUCAAACAACAACCUUGCUGGAGAGAUUCCAAAGCCGCUGGGUUCCCAGUUCAACGAUCCUUCUGUGUUUGCAAUGAACAGAGAUUUAUGUGGGAAGCCGUUGAAUAGAGAAUGUGCAGAUGUGAGAAGGAGAAAAAGGAAUAGGUUGAUUUUAUUAAUUGGGGUGGCUGUGGCAGGAGCUUUGCUUCUGGCAUUGUGUUGUUGUGGCUACGUUUACAGCCUCUUGCGAUGGCGGAAAAAGCUUAGAGAAAUGGUAACCGGGCCCCAAAAGAAGCGAACAAGCCCUCGAGGAAGCUCAGGAGACAGGAGCCGGGGAAGUGGAGAAAAUGGAGGGCCAAAACUUGUAAUGUUCACCAGCAAGAUCACGUAUGCGGAGGCAUUAGAAGCAACAAGACAAUUCGAUGAGGAAAAUGUGCUAAGCAGGGGAAGAUAUGGACCUGUAUUCAAGGCUACAUUCCAAGAUGGAAUGGUGCUUUCAAUACGGCGUCUUCCUGAUGGAUUCCUCGAUGAAGGCGGUUUUCGCAAAGAAGCUGAAGCUCUUGGCAAGGUGAAGCAUCGAAACCUAACAGUCCUCCGAGGCUACUACGCAGGUCCUCCCGACGUGAGGCUCCUCGUGUACGAUUACAUGCCAAAUGGAAACUUAGGCACUCUUCUCCAAGAGGCAUCUCACCAAGACGGGCACGUCCUAAAUUGGCCAAUGCGGCACCUCAUUGCGCUCGGCAUUGCCCGCGGAUUAGCAUUUCUCCACUCCAUGUCAAUCGUACACGGUGAUGUAAAGCCACAAAACGUUCUUUUCGAUGCUGAUUUCGAAGCGCAUUUGUCCGAAUUUGGACUAGACCGGCUAACCAUAGCCACACCAGCAGAAGCUUCAUCGUCUACUACGCCGAUCGGGUCCUUAGGCUACGUAUCCCCUGAAGCUGCAUUGACGGGGCAAGCGACGAAAGAAGCCGACGUGUACAGUUUCGGGAUUGUAUUGUUGGAGAUUUUAACCGGGAGGAAGCCGGUGAUGUUUACACAAGACGAAGACAUUGUCAAGUGGGUGAAGAAGCAGCUGCAGAGUGGUCAAGUUUCCGAGCUGCUCGAGCCCGGGCUGCUCGAAAUUGACCCCGAAUCGUCGGAUUGGGAAGAGUUCUUGCUCGGAGUGAAAGUGGGGCUUCUUUGCACGGCUCCUGAUCCGCUUGAUCGGCCGUUGAUUGCCGACAUUGUGUUCAUGCUUGAAGGUUGCAGGGUCGCACAGGAUAUUCCGUCCUCAGCUGAUCCCACCUCUCUGCCUUCACCGGUCUAAUUUUUAAUUUAAUUUUUUAAUUUUAACAAAUCACUAUCCUCAAUCAUCAUCGUCUUCAUUUCUGCAGUUGUAUGUACUUAUUGGUUUGCCCUUUAUUCCUCUCUUUUCCUGCUUUUGCUCAAUUUCAUAACUUGCACCUGACAGCGCCGA
This is a messenger RNA of Malus domestica (apple), 3814 nucleotides long. RefSeq names its product probable LRR receptor-like serine/threonine-protein kinase At4g36180. NCBI's taxonomy places the organism in Eukaryota, Viridiplantae, Streptophyta, Magnoliopsida, Rosales, Rosaceae. The record is from RefSeq and is a predicted model, not a curated record. Gene Ontology annotation, molecular function: protein binding; ATP binding; protein kinase activity. Gene Ontology annotation, biological process: protein phosphorylation.